GGGGCGGGGACAGGGCAGGGAUUCUAAGGGCCAGGCCAUUCGGAAAGCAGAGGCAGAGCACGUCACUGGCUCUGGUGUAGCAGAGGCGGGUGUGGCCUAAAGCAGCCAAUUGGGAGCGCCGAGUCUCAACUCAGCCAAUGAGCGGCCUGGCUUCCAAGGCGCCCCGCCCCUGCUCCCUAGUACUUGACUCCUUUGCUCAGCCCAGCUCCGCCGGGUUCUUCUCUGCCGCUUCCCCUAGUACUUCCGCCGAGCAUGCCUUUCGUUGAGCUGGACACGAAUCUGCCCGCCGAUCGCGUGCCCGCAGGACUGGAGAAACGUCUCUGCGCGGCCACUGCUGCCAUCCUGGGCAAACCUGAGGACCGCGUGAACGUGACGGUGCGGCCCGGCCUGUCCAUGGCGCUGAGCGGCUCCACGGAGCCCUGCGCGCAGCUGUUGGUCUCCUCCAUCGGCGUGGUGGGCACGGCAGAGGACAACCGUGGCCACAGCUCUCGCCUCUUCGAAUUUCUCACCAAGGAGCUGGCCCUGGGCCAGGACCGGAUUAUUAUCCGCUUUUUCCCCCUGGAGCCCUGGCAGAUUGGCAAGAAAGGGACAGUCAUGACUUUUUUGUGAUUGGCAUCUGUGAGCUGGUUGCCCCUUCCAGAAAGACCUCUUGGCAGAGGGAGGACCUAGUGGGGACAAGCUUUGGACACUCCCUCAUGCAGACAUGCAUGUGGCCUUACAAUCAUCUUCUU
Messenger RNA from Nycticebus coucang (slow loris), 731 nucleotides. It is a transcript of the gene DDT, whose product is annotated as D-dopachrome tautomerase. The transcript has 3 exons. The coding region runs from base 253 to 609 and encodes 118 amino acids. The record is from RefSeq and is a predicted model, not a curated record. NCBI's taxonomy places the organism in Eukaryota, Metazoa, Chordata, Mammalia, Primates, Lorisidae. Gene Ontology annotation, molecular function: phenylpyruvate tautomerase activity.